Diorhabda carinulata is the source of this 3746-nucleotide messenger RNA. Its product is annotated as NCK-interacting protein with SH3 domain. The transcript is spliced from 9 exons. Bases 304 to 2160 code for a protein of 618 amino acids. Lineage: Eukaryota; Metazoa; Arthropoda; Insecta; Coleoptera; Chrysomelidae. The record is from RefSeq and is a predicted model, not a curated record. Gene Ontology annotation, molecular function: protein binding; Arp2/3 complex binding. Gene Ontology annotation, biological process: endocytosis.
UGAUUUGCAAUUUCCAGUUGUUAAGCGUCGUUGAAACGAAAAGAAAAAAAAGAAACGGUCAUUUUUACACCGACAAAAUGCUUAUGGGAGCUGGGGGCUCGGGAGUUUCGGCAACAUUUCGUAAAUGUGUGUGUUCGCUAGUAUUUGCCUACUAGCUUUAAAACCUUGUGGGUAGAUGGCAGUGCAAAAGUAAAAUACAAUAAACGUCAAGUAUAUAAACAAAAAAGAGGUGUGACAAGUUUUUGAAAUUGAAUAAUAUUUUUUAAAUCGGGCAAUAAUUUUUAUUACAUAAGGAAUUACACAAUGUCACAAGAUAUCAUUCUAACUGGAAAUUUGGAUAUGCUCCACAGUUUAUAUGACUUCAAAGCUACGUAUGCCAAAACAUUGAGUUUCAGAAGUAAUGAGUACUUUUUGCUUCAACAAACUAACACUAAACACAAAAAUUGGUGGGAAGUCAUUAAUGAAAGAGGUGAUACGGGCUAUAUACCCUCUAAUUAUGUGGAAACAGUAACUGUAAACCCUUCGUUUUUCUUACAAUUCAUAGACAACUGUUUGGUAAACUUGAAAACACCUUCAGAAUGCUCAAUUCGUGAUAAAAGUGAUAUAAUAAAGAGGCUAAAAGAGUUGAGGAAACAAAUAGAGCAGCUACCAGAGGUUUCCAUAAACUCCGUUGGAGUCGAUAGUGAUGAAAAUCCUCCCUUAUUAUUUAAAAACUCGGAUGGAAAGAUAGAACCUAUAAAUUCUUCCACCAGCUGUUAUUCUGAACGAAGAAAUAGAAGUCUAAAUGAAGAUCCAAUAAAACCCAUUAGUAAAUCUAGCAUUAGGAAAUCUAUUGAGAAUAUUCAUGAUGAAAUUAGAUCUGAUAUAUUCAAAGAAUCUAAAAAGUCUGAAUCAACUGUUUCUAGCUCUUUAAGUAGUAAUAUUUCCCCUCCAAUUACUCAUCAGUCCGUUUAUGAUCUAGUGGAAAGUGUUAGAAUUAACACUCAACUUUCACAUGAGAUGUCCAGAAUUGCCAUGGUUACUGUAGUUCAAGGAUUACAUGAGUUACUUCCUGCUUCCGUAUUUCCAUAUCUGAGUACAAUUUUAUCUCAUUCACAAGCUUCCUUAGUGGAUGAUGUUCAAAUAGACCAAACUCAUGAUGCUAGUCGCUUGAAAAUCAUUUUCAACGAAUUAACUUCCUGCAAGGAAGAUGCUCAACAAAGAAGUUGGAUGUUACAUGAGGAUGAAGAUGUUAUUAAGGAGUAUAUCAUUGAGAUGAUUUCAAUUCUGUCCAAUGCAGAUGCAAGCAUAUCUAGACAUGUAAUAUCUUCUGACCAAUAUCAUGUUAUUACCACUCUAAUUCAGUAUUAUCAAAUGGAAACAAGAUGGUCUAUUAGGCAAUUAUUAUUACAAGCAUUUGGAGUUUUAUGUAGUUUAGAUAAAACUGUUAUUACUAUUAUGUUAAAUUCUGUAUUACCCAGUGAACUCGCUAGGGAUAUCAUGUCAAAUCCAAGAAACAUUCCAAAACUAAAUUAUUCGUCUUUACUAUUAACAAUGGUAUUUUCAAUGGGAGAACCAAUGCCUGUGACUCAUAAUGAUUUUUUGGGAAAAAGAUUCCUUUCAUUCAUUCUUGAUAACAUCGAAUAUCCUCCAGAUACAGAUUUAGAAGAGCAGAUACCUGAUUUAUUUUUGAAUCUAAUAAUCUCCUUUAACCUCCAAUUUUCUGAAGAAAAUGAGAAUCCCGUGUUGGCAGCUUUAGAGGAAAGGGAUGUAGCUAAAACAUUUACAGAAAAAAUAUUGUUACUUAUUAAUAGAGAAGAGGAUCCUGUAAGAAUAUUUGACCACGAACCAGCACCGCCUCAUUCGCUUCUGAAAUUAUUCAACGACUUAUUCAGUCGUAGGUCCACAUCUGAUUUAUUUUAUACUAAUGACAUCAAAGUUCUUAUUGACAUAAUAGUUAGAAAUAUUUCUGAUUUAUCUACAGGGGAUAUGAGAAGGAGAUUGUAUUUGGAACUUUGCCGUAGAGUAAUGCGAAACACAAAUUACGAAGAACACCAACACAAAGUUGACGAAAUCUUGAAAUGUUUCACUAGAAUAUUUUGCGAAGAGAGCGAGACGAGUAAAUUCGAUCAAAAGUUAGUCAAAGAAAUAUCAAAUGAAUUUCCUCAUCUAUUCAAGUAAACCAACUUCAUAAGUACGUUGGCUGUUUAUUUAUAUGUGAUAUUUUUCCAAUUUAAUUUUUUUUUAUAUCAAAACGUUUUUAAAUUUUUUUACUUUAUUGUAGUUUUAAUUUUGGGUGUUUGUAGGAUAGUAAAGGGUGCCAUAUAUUGCUUAGAUAUAUAUCUCAAAACAAAAAGGGGAAAACUCUUAUUCUUCUUAUAAAUUUAUCUAAUUAAAAAAUUAUGAAGGAAAGGGAAGAAUAUUUAAAGUCAUCUUUGAGUCUUAUUAAUGACCUGAUUGUUUUUUUAUUACAUAUAAAUAUGUAUAUUACAUCAUAUGAGAUGUGUAGAAUGGUUUUGUAUGAGAAAUAUUUCAUUUUCUGUCUUGAAAAUAUUUUAAAUGGUUUGCUUUACAGUUUGUACUUAUAUUGAAAAGAUUCUUAUUUUACCUUUGUAGAGGUUAUAUAACAGUAUAAUGAAGUACAAAUUUAUUUUUGAGAAACAAUUUUUUGCUUCUAUAUAGCUUGGUAAGAACUUUUCCAACAAACAGUUUUUUUUAAUCCUUUCUUAGGUCAGCUGGCCAAUUUAUUUUCAGUCUUCUUGUGUUUUUGGGUUCUAGGAAGCUUUGAAGUAAUACAUUGAUGUAGUUUUAAAUUUAUUAUGGUGUUUCAUACUUCGGUUAAGGAUUUCUCCUUCUGUAUAGGGAAAAAGUGUUUUUCAGUCAUUUGUUAGGUUAGCUGGCCAAUUUCUUUUCCAGUUUUCUUGUUUUUAUGGGCUCUAAGAAGUUUUGAAGUAAUACAUUGAUGUAAUUUUCAAAUUUAUUGUGGUGUUUUAUACUUCGGUGAAGGAUUUCUUCUUCUGUAUAAGGGAAAAGUCUUUUUCAACCAUAACUCUUUUUGAAUCUUCUUUGUGUUUUUGGAUUCUAGGAGGCAAUGAAGUAAUGCAAUUUGCUACUUCUCGAAAUCUAAUGCCUUUGGUUGCAACGUACCCAGCCUGCCAGUACAUUCACCAUUUGAAGUGUUGAUUAUCAUGAGAUUUUGUUGCAUGUUGUUUAAUAAAAUUCGUAAGUAGAGAUAAUGUUGCAAAUAUUUCAUCAAUUGAUGGAUUAAUAGUAUUAACCAAUAUUUGGUUAGCUUUUCCUCUUUUUAAAUAAUAUAAAAAAUAUUUUAACUGUCAAGUUACCAAAAUAUAUUGCUAUAAUACAAACACUCAUCUGCGGCCUAGAAUUUGAGGUAUGCACUAAUUUCAAAGUUACCGUUCAAUGAUAUAAUGGGAAAUAUUUUAUUUUUAUUGAAAGCACUCAAUUGUUUAUUCAUAUAUUGUUGCACAUUACUUGCCAUACGAUAUAUUUUUAGAAUUUUUGCACUAUAAAUAAAACUAUGUAAUAACUCAACAGUAUCACAGUACAUUGUACUUAUUGAAGGAGUUGUUAUAUGAUUUUUUAUGCUUUUCAAAGGUACAAAUUAAAAAGAAAAUAUUAAUAUUUUACAUCUAUAUUUAAUAAAUAUUAUGUAAAUAGCAUGUAAUUAAAAUAAAUAUUUUUCAAUGUAACUCAAAUUAGAGUUAUGUUUACAGUUAUAUAAAUAAAAAUGUCGGUAACAAAAAAAA